Messenger RNA from Micropterus dolomieu (smallmouth bass), 3195 nucleotides. It is a transcript of the gene fbxw2, whose product is annotated as F-box and WD repeat domain containing 2. Gene Ontology annotation, molecular function: protein binding. The transcript has 8 exons. Lineage: Eukaryota; Metazoa; Chordata; Actinopteri; Centrarchiformes; Centrarchidae. Bases 344 to 1708 code for a protein of 454 amino acids. The record is from RefSeq and is a predicted model, not a curated record.
CUCUAGAGAGCGUUACCAUUAUUUUUUGGUCUUCAUGCUGUCUGAACCUGCCAUCCUUCUAUCUACUGCCUAAAAACUCCCUGCUUGGGAAAUGAGUAGAUGACUCCUCCAUUAGAAACAAUAUGUAAUUCACAAUUAUCAGAAUCAAGUACUCUCAUCAUGGUAGCUAGCUAACGUUAGCUACGAAGCUAGGUUACUUGGACAAUCCUUUCAACUUGCUUGCUGACAGGUUAGCUUACGACAGCUAACUUCGCUAUGUGAACUAACGUUCCAUAUGCCAGAAAAGUGGCGAUAAAGAAACUCCCUGCAACUCUCUGGUUUUGCAGGUCGCUCUCAUGUGCCCAUGGAGAAGGCGGCCUUUGAGGGGUGGCUGGAGUCAGUCUCCACCACUUUCCUUACUCUGAAUGACCAGCAGCGCAACCAGUCUCUUGACCACAUCAUAUCUUUAAGUGGUGCUGCCCAGCUGCGUCAUCUGUCUAAUGGACUGGAGACGCUGCUCAAGCGUGACUUCCUGCGCCUCCUUCCCCUGGAGCUGGCAUUUUACCUGCUGCGCUGGCUGGAUCCUCAGACCCUGCUCACCUGCUGCCUGGUCUGCAAACAGUGGAAUAAGGUGAUAAGCUCGUGUACAGAGGUGUGGCAGGGUGUGUGUCGGGAGUUGGGGUGGAGGAUUGAUGAGUCCAUUCAGGAUGCAUCACACUGGAAGGGGGUCUACCUGAAGGCUAAACUGCGUAUGAUGCAGUUGAAGGAUCAGGAGGCCUUUGAGACAUCGUCCCUCAUUGGCCACAGUGCUCGAGUAUACGCCCUCUACUAUAAGGAUGGCCUUCUCUGCACAGGGUCUGAUGACUUGUCUGCCAAAUUAUGGGAUGUGCGCACUGGGCAGUGUAUUUAUGGAAUUCAGACACACACCUGUGCCACAGUGAAGUUUGAUGAACAGAAAUUGGUGACUGGAUCCUUUGACAACACUAUUGCAAGCUGGGAGUGGAGCACAGGGGCUAAAAUCCAACAGUUCCGUGGCCACACAGGAGCAGUCUUCAGUGUGGACUACAAUGAUGAGCUGGACUUGCUGGUCAGUGGUUCUGCAGACUUCUCUGUGAAGGUCUGGGCUCUGUCUGCUGGUGCCUGUCUCAACACUCUGACUGGACACACUGAGUGGGUCACCAAGGUGUUGUUACAGAAGAGUGAAGUAGAAUCUAUGGUGCAUAGUCCUGGUGAUUAUAUCCUCCUAAGUGCUGAUAAGUAUGAAAUUAAGGUCUGGCCUUUAGGGAGAGAAAUCAACUGUAAGUGUUUGAAGACCCUGUCAGUGUCAGAGGACCGCAGCAUCAGCCUCCAGCCUCGCCUGCAGUUUGACGGACGCUACAUCGUCUGCAGCUCUGACCUCGGAGUUUAUCAGUGGGACUUUGCCAGUUUUGAGAUUCUCAGGGUGAUAAAAACACAGGACCCAGCUAACCUCUCCCUGCUCAGCUUUGGCGAGGUGUUUGCGCUCCUUUUCGACAACCACUUCCUGUAUGUGAUGGACUUGAGGACAGAGGUUAUCUCUGGCCGCUGGCCUCUGCCAGCCUACAGAAAAUCCAAACGAGGAUCUAGCUUCCUGGCCGGCGUUACCUCCUGGCUCAAUGGCCUGGACGGGGGCAAUGACUCUGGACUGGUGUUUGCCACAAGCAUGCCAGACCAUAGCAUUCAUUUAGUACUGUGGAAGGAGAACGGUUAGAAAUGAACAAGACCCCAAUCUCCAGACUGCUAGGAAAUGAGCCACAAUCAAGUGUGCUCUGGAGUAAAUGAACCUUAACAGUCCAGAUAGAUUGUGCAUGGACCAAAGCAUUUUGUAUUUAUCCGUUUCUUCCUCAGCAUCCAGUACUCCGCUAGAGACAAACGGGAAAAUUCACAGAUGGAAAUGCAAGACAGACUAAGAAACAUGUUGAAACUCUUACUACUACACUAAGUGCUGGAUCAGCACUUGCUCCUGAUUUCUGCAGAAACCUGUGAACCUCUUCUGAUCUUGGACAAAGACAGAAAGAAAUAAAACAGACUUCUUGAAAGCCAAGAUGUUUCAGUGACAACAAAAAACUGUCACCAAAGGUUCCAAAAUUAACACAAGAAGAGAAAUGAUCCUGUAAUAAGACUUUAAUGUGGCAGUGUAAAUGUUUAUUGUCAGAUUUGCUCUUUGAUCAGUUUAGCAUUGCGCAGUGAGGAUAUUUGUAGCUGACCUUUAACCCAUAGUCUUGUAACAGGGUGCCAACUUCUAACUGGCUACUGACCUUUUUUUCCACCAGAAUAAGACUAUGUUAAACGUGCUGUAGCUAGAACAUGCCCACUGCCAAGCUGGUCACUGAGCUGAUUCACCAAAACAUUGGUUUCUUUGGAGAAAAGCAGGGUUGCCUUAAACACAGGUGCUGUAAAUAAUGGAGAACAUCUCCUUUGACGUCAGAUUAUGACAUCAAGGUAGAUAUUCCUCAACGUUUUUACAGACCAUCCCCAAGGAAGCUGUAUACUGAAUCGUAUGUUGAAAAGUGAUUUGGUACAUUUUUGUGUACAAUGUGAAACAUUGUGAGGUUUCAUGUAAUUCAGUGAAUAUGCUUUUCUAAGGGAUGUCUGGUUUAAAUGUCAGCUUGAGAAAUGUGAUGUGCCUUUUCAGUUCAUUUGAUGAUGAUUUGAUGUUACAAACUAGAAUUCCUUGAUAGCGCGGGCACAUUGCAGUAAGGUGAAGACUGCAUUGUAAAUCUUACUUUUCUGUUGAAGUUUUCAUAUUUACUGUGCUCUAACAGUCUAAGAUGUCUGUAAUUUUAUAGUUAUGUAACUGACAUGACUUGCUCAAUGAAUUGCUUUUAUGAAUCAUUGACUGUAAAACAUCAGGUGUAUUUUUCUAAAGGCCACAAUGCAUUGCACAGCUGAGGAAGUGACUUGGCAAGCAGUCGAGAAAAACACAAUAGAUGAUUUUCCUGAGAGCAACUAUGUAAUAUCAUGCCUCGUUAUGUACAUCAGUUUUAACAUCAUGUCUCAGCUUGGGUUUCUACAAAACUGAAACUUUAACCAUGAAUUAGUGCUUUUCCCAGAAUUUUCAUUGAUGUCUUCCUUUGCAUUAGGCAGGAUUGAAAUGUAUCCACGUGCACCAAACCUCAUUUAUGACUGUAACCUGUUUCUCACAUGGAUAAUUGUACACAGCAGAUGUACAGACAAACCUAAACAAAAUACCACCAA